Messenger RNA from Nelumbo nucifera (sacred lotus), 2175 nucleotides. RefSeq lists its product as uncharacterized. NCBI's taxonomy places the organism in Eukaryota, Viridiplantae, Streptophyta, Magnoliopsida, Proteales, Nelumbonaceae. Gene Ontology annotation, molecular function: catalytic activity. The record is from RefSeq and is a predicted model, not a curated record.
GACACACUAGCGAACCGAUCAAAACGGCAGAUAUUCUGGCGUUCUGACUUCUGAGUUCUGGACUUACGACAAACAAGAUUUCGUACAUGUUUUAUUGGCUUUAGCAAGAAGUGCUGCGACUAUGGCCGCAGCAGAUGUGACUCCGGCAGAGGGGUCAAGCCAGGCCGCUCCGUGCGCCGUGCCUAUAAAGGUCUCUUUCGUUACAGAUUCACAGAGUAGGCGCCAACCUGAGCUUCUCCAGUUCGAAUUCUCUACCAUUUCGAAUCGAAUUCUUCGUCCAACCUCAGCUCUGCUCUCCAGCAAGCCUACAGAUUGCUAAGAGACAGAGAGAGAUGAAGAACAGAGCAACCACAGCCACUGCUUUUUUGCUUCUUCUCGUAUUCAGUCUCUGUGUCGGUUCAUUUGCUGUACCUUCUCUAACUGAUCCCAUUUAUGGGUGCAAAGGAUGGCUCGUCCAGUCAAUCCCCACAGACAUGCCUUACCUCCGUCCUGUCAAGGGCGUUCUUUCCACUGCUGAUGUUUUCCGGUGGUUAGCCGGAAACUCUACUCGGAGACUGGACAUAAUUGCACAGUAUUGGCAGCUCUUGGCUCACCCCGAUGACCCUCAAUCAGGAGAUUAUGGUUACUCUAAGUCCAGUAUGAAGCAUUUCGGAGCUGAUGAUGGUUUCACUGUUUAUAGCGCAAUCGAAAGUGCUGCUGAUCGUAGAGUGAAUAUGAGGAUUUUACAGCACUCCGGAUUUUAUCCUUAUUAUACCAAUGAAUCAUCAAACCUCGCUUCAGGGAGGCCAAAUGUGGAGGUUGUGACCUUGCAGCUUGAUCAAUGGUGGGGAUCUGGCAUUGUCCAUGCAAAAGCCUGGAUAUCAGAUCGUAAAGAUAUCUAUAUUGGUUCUGCUAACAAUGACUGGAAAUCUCUCACUCAGGUGAAAGAAGUUGGAAUUUAUAUUGCUAAUUGUCCAAAAUUAGCAAAGAAAGUGGAGUUCUAUUUUAACAACUUAUGGGCUCUAGCAUCUCUUAAUUAUUCAUUAUACACAAAAGAAAUUUGGGAUCAACUAUGGCAGAUUCAUAGAAAAGUUCCUUGCUGGUCACACUUUAUCCAAGAACCCCAACAGUGCAGGCCACCCAUAUCUCAUUAUGUGGAUAUUGAUCAUGUAGUAGGCUAUCCACCAAUAUUCGAUCCUCUAAUGUUUCAUUUGCAACUGGAGACGCCCGGAUGUACUAGUACAACAAAAGAGCUUUACUCUAGCUAUCUUUCUUUUUCUCCACCAGAGUUGUCAUUUAACAAGCACCAGACAGAUGAACAGGCGUGGGUAAAUACAAUUAAAUCAGUUGGUCCUGGGGCCACUCUUAGAAUUAGUACUAUGGACUGGCUUGGUCAGUCUCAGUACACGAAACCGACAAUCUACUGGCCAUCCCUUUCAUCUGCAAUCUCAGAGGUCAUCUUCUCCAAGCACGCAACAGUCAAGAUAUUAGUGGCCUACUGGGCGCAUUCUAUCAAAAACACAGAUGCAUAUUUGAAGUCCCUUCUCUAUUCCAACAUACUCUGUCCAUCCUCGCAAUAUAAUGAAUGUGCUGGUAAAGUUGAGAUCAAGUAUUAUAAGGUGCCAGGGUUCAACAUGACUGGGGCAUUCAGAAAAUAUGGGAGAAAAACGGGCAAUAUUUACCCUGGAUACUCCAGAGUGAACCAUGGAAAGUAUGCAGUUAGUGAUGUACGGGCACACAUUGGAACCAGUAAUCUUGUAUGGGACUACUUCUAUACAACAGCAGGCAUAAGCUUCGGGACAUACAACCCUGCCAUUGUCUCACAGCUUCAAGAUAUAUUUGAUGCAGAUUGGAAUUCACCUUAUGCCACUCCAGUUGUACCGUUACAGAUUGCUCCGGUAUAUUCAUCAAGCUAAGAAUUAGUAGAACAAAUUGCUGUAAAUGUAUUCAGUUGGGUUUGAAGCUAGAAGAUUCAAUUACAUCUAUGAGCUGAUUGCAGCUUGCAGGUGCUUAUUAGAGUUCAUUAUGUUGUUAAGUUAGAACUCAUUCUCAUGUGAAUAUCCAUCAAGGCUCUGUUUGUUUGCAGUGCAAAUCCAAAGUAGAUGCAAAAUUUACCCCUGCUUCAUAUUUACAUGUGCUUGCUUGUAACUUUGAUCUGUACCUCUAUCUGAUGUAUAAUUUGCACUUUUUGUCUCA